Molecule: messenger RNA, 1013 nt
Organism: Neltuma alba
Lineage: Eukaryota; Viridiplantae; Streptophyta; Magnoliopsida; Fabales; Fabaceae
Product: bet1-like SNARE 1-2
Exons: 6
Coding region: 330-731 (133 amino acids)
Source: RefSeq, a predicted model, not a curated record
CCCAAAAGAGAGUGGGAGAAGUUGAAGGUGCCUGCCUGCUUCCUUGGUUUCCCUGCACAGCGUGAUGAGAAUGUUUCUGUAGUUGAACUGUGUUAAUGAAAUGAAGUGCUACUUCCAUUUCUUUUGUCGAAGAUUCGAUCUGUGAUCCAUCAAAGAAGGCCAUCGACCAUUUUGUUGAGCAGCCAAACCAGAUCCUCAUCUUUUCUGUACUUUCUCCUCGCCAAUUUCCGACUCCGUCUUCCUUUUCUUCUGAUUUUCUUCAAGCCUUUUGCUCUCCGAAACGCCCGCUGCUCUAAAGGAAGCUGCACGAUCUGCAGUUCUUUCCAAGAAUGAAUUACAGAAGAGAUAGUCGAUCUUCCAGAUCAUCCCUUCUUGAUGGAUACGAUGGUAUUGAGGAAGGUGGUAUAAGGGCUUCUUCAUCAUACUCACAUAAUUUAAAUGAGCAUGAUAAUGACAAAGCCAUAGAGAGUUUGCAGGACAGGGUUGUUUUUCUUAAGAGAUUAACCGGGGAUAUCCAUGAAGAGGUGGAGAGUCAUAACCGUUUGCUUGAUCGGAUGGGUAACAGCAUGGAUGGAUCAAGGGGCAUGAUGUUGAGAACCAUGGAUCGGUUCAAAAAGGUUUUUGAGAAGAAAUCAACAAGGAAAACGUGCUCCCUUGUGGCAUAUUUCACAGUUGCCUUCGUAUUUAUAUACUACCUCAUUAGGAUUUUGGGCUAUUUUACUCUUGGCUGAAUCAUAAUCUGGAAGCUCUGGCAUUCUAGUUCAUGAGUGAAAUCCUGUGGUGCACCCUCCGGUAAGAUUGUCCCAAUCCCAAUUGAAUGAAUUCAUCUGGCAGUGAACUUGUGUGGAGCCAAUUGGUGAUCGCGGAGCUGAGUUAAGGUUGACAAACUCUUUUAGUCACUCCACUUCUCUCUCUCUCUCUCUCUCACACUCACACAUAAAUUCGUUAUAUAGUCUGGAAAGGGGAAAGUGUAAAUUCAAGUAUAUCAUAUGGCCUUUUAUUUUUUAAUUUUA